UAAACAGGAUAUCGGAAGCAGACUUAAAAAUGCAGGAUGCAUUAUUAUUACCAAAUUCCAAAAAUGCAGUACAAUUAAUAAUUGCCAAACAUCUAAACAUGAUAAACUUUGCAAGAAAGAUGGACCAAGUUUAUUCUGAUGGAUUAUUUUGUCAUUUUGUGUAUUGUACGAUAGAAAUCUGUUUGGCGGCAUAUACAAUUUUGACAGUACUAGAGACUAACAGCGAGUCAAUUCUUAAACACGGUAUAAUAAUUUUUGUUGUCAUCUUCGUAAUUGGAGGAUUUUGUACUGCUGGAGAAUACCUGCAAUCUAAGAGUUUGUCAAUUGUGGAUGAUGUUUAUUUUCUUCCUUGGUAUGAACUGAAACCAGAUGUAUGCAAAAUGGUAGUGGCAUUGAUUCAAAGAGCGCAAAUUCCUAUAUCACUGACAGCGGGAAAAUUUGUAAUUUUGUCAAACUCCAGUUUUUUACAAUUCCUCAUUUCAUUUUACAGAAAAAACAGGAGGUUCACUGAAGUUGGGUCUUUUUAUUACAUGUCUUUUGGUCAUCCUAGGGAUACUCUUAAAGCGUCUAAUGUCAGUACGAAAGAUGUACCGGGAACUUCCAUGUCUUCCAGACGUCUUCAGGUCAUCUUUAGGAUACUGGACGUCUUAGAGACGUUGAUUGGCCUGACAUAGGACGUCCUAGGAACGUCCCAAGGACGUUCUGGAGAUUUUCAUAGUCUUGUGGCCAAUGGGAAACCAACCACUUGCCAAGUAGGGCUAUAAGUCAGGGAUUGAUUUACAG
This is a messenger RNA of Belonocnema kinseyi, 783 nucleotides long. RefSeq names its product odorant receptor 13a-like. The coding region runs from base 30 to 674 and encodes 214 amino acids. Gene Ontology annotation, cellular component: plasma membrane. Lineage: Eukaryota; Metazoa; Arthropoda; Insecta; Hymenoptera; Cynipidae. The record is from RefSeq and is a predicted model, not a curated record. Gene Ontology annotation, biological process: sensory perception of smell; detection of chemical stimulus involved in sensory perception of smell. Gene Ontology annotation, molecular function: olfactory receptor activity; odorant binding. The transcript is spliced from 4 exons.